Messenger RNA from Antechinus flavipes (yellow-footed antechinus), 4797 nucleotides. It is a transcript of the gene EZH1, whose product is annotated as enhancer of zeste 1 polycomb repressive complex 2 subunit. The record is from RefSeq and is a predicted model, not a curated record. The transcript is spliced from 21 exons. Gene Ontology annotation, molecular function: histone H3K27 methyltransferase activity; protein binding. Bases 58 to 2364 code for a protein of 768 amino acids. Gene Ontology annotation, biological process: chromatin remodeling. NCBI's taxonomy places the organism in Eukaryota, Metazoa, Chordata, Mammalia, Dasyuromorphia, Dasyuridae.
GCGGCUAGCACUACGCAUGCGUCUUGGCGGCUGGGUUCCCUUGCCUAGGGAUGGAAGAUGAGUAAGAAAACUGAGGACCAGAGAGGGAAGGUGGCUUGCCCAAAGUUGAACAGCAAAAUGGAUAUCCCAAAUUCCCCUACUUCUAAAUGCAUUACUUAUUGGAAGAGAAAAGUUAAGUCUGAGUACAUGCGACUUCGACAGCUCAAACGGUUUCAGGCAAAUAUGGGUGCAAAGGCUCUGUUUGUGGCCAAUUUUGCAAAAGUUCAAGAAAAAACUCAGAUACUCAAUGAAGACUGGAAGAAGCUCCGAAUCCAGCCUGUUCAAUUGAUGAAGCCUGUGAGUGGGCAUCCUUUCCUCAAAAAGUGUACUGUAGAAAGCAAUUUCCCAGGAUUUGACAGCCAGGAUAUGUUAAUGAGAUCUCUGAAUACAGUUGCCCUGGUGCCCAUCAUGUAUUCCUGGUCUCCACUCCAGCAAAAUUUCAUGGUAGAAGAUGAGACCGUUCUGUGCAAUAUUCCCUAUAUGGGAGAUGAGGUUAAAGAAGAAGAUGAAACUUUCAUUGAAGAACUGAUCAAUAACUAUGAUGGGAAAGUUCAUGGGGAAGAAGAGAUGAUCCCAGGUUCUGUCCUGAUCAGUGAUGCUGUGUUCCUGGAGUUGGUAGAUGCCCUGAAUCAGUACUCAGAUGAGGAAGAAGAGGGGCACAACAAUGACUCUUCUGAAGGGAAACAGGAAGACAGCAAGGAAGAGUUGCCAGUCCUUAGGAAGAGAAAACGACUCACCAUUGAAGGCAACAAAAAGAGUUCCAAGAAACAAUUUCCAAAUGACAUGAUCUUCAGCGCCAUUUCUUCCAUGUUUCCUGAGAAUGGUGUUCCAGAUGAUAUGAAAGAGAGGUAUCGAGAACUCACAGAAGUGUCAGACCCCAAUGUUUUGCCUCCCCAGUGCACCCCAAACAUCGAUGGCCCCUGUGCCAAGUCUGUGCAGCGAGAACAGUCACUGCAUUCCUUCCACACACUCUUCUGCCGACGCUGCUUCAAAUAUGACUGCUUCCUUCACCCUUUUCAUGCCACUCCUAAUGUAUACAAACGCAAGAACAAAGAAAUCAGGAUUGAGCCAGAUCCAUGUGGAUUGGACUGCUUUCUGUGGCUGGAAGGAGCAAAGGAAUAUGCUAUGCUCCACAAUCCACGCUCCAAGUGCUCUGGUCGUCGAAGACGUCGGCACCAAGUGGUCAAUGCUUCCUCUUCCAACACAUCCACCUCUGCUGUGACUGAGACAAAAGAGGGGGACAGUGACAGGGACACAGGAAAUGACUGGGCCUCCAGCUCUUCAGAGGCCAACUCUAGAUGUCAGACACCCACCAAACAGAAGGCUAGCCCUGCCCCACCUCAGUUAUGUGUAGUGGAAGCACCUCUAGAACCUGUGGAAUGGACUGGGGCUGAGGAGUCCCUCUUCAGAGUGUUCCAUGGUACCUACUUCAACAACUUCUGUUCAAUAGCCAGGCUCCUGGGAACUAAAACGUGCAAGCAGGUCUUUCAGUUUGCAGUCAAAGAGUCACUUAUCCUGAAGUUGCCAACAAAUGAGCUCAUGAACCCCUCGCAGAAGAAGAAAAGAAAACACAGGCUAUGGGCUGCACACUGCAGGAAGAUUCAGCUCAAGAAAGAUAACUCCGCCACACAGGUGUACAACUACCAACCCUGUGACCAUCCAGACCGUCCCUGCGACAGCACCUGCCCCUGCAUCAUGACCCAGAAUUUCUGUGAGAAGUUCUGCCAGUGCAACCCAGACUGUCAAAACCGAUUCCCAGGCUGCCGCUGCAAGACCCAGUGUAACACCAAACAGUGUCCCUGCUACCUCGCUGUUCGGGAAUGUGAUCCUGAUCUGUGUCUCACCUGUGGGGCCUCAGAGCACUGGGACUGCAAGGUGGUCUCCUGCAAAAAUUGCAGCAUCCAGCGUGGUCUUAAGAAGCACCUGCUGCUGGCCCCCUCAGAUGUGGCUGGAUGGGGCACCUUCAUCAAGGAGUCUGUACAGAAGAAUGAAUUCAUAUCUGAAUAUUGUGGUGAGCUUAUCUCUCAGGAUGAGGCCGACCGACGGGGAAAGGUCUAUGACAAGUACAUGUCCAGCUUUCUCUUCAACCUCAAUAAUGAUUUUGUGGUAGAUGCCACCCGGAAAGGAAAUAAAAUUCGAUUUGCAAACCACUCAGUGAAUCCCAAUUGCUAUGCCAAAGUGGUGAUGGUGAAUGGAGAUCAUCGGAUUGGAAUCUUUGCCAAAAGAGCAAUUCAGGCUGGGGAAGAGCUCUUCUUCGAUUACAGGUACAGUCAAGCUGACGCCCUCAAGUAUGUGGGAAUUGAGAGGGAGACAGAUGUCCUCUAGUCUUCCUGUGCCCCAACCUCCAGUACCUCUAGCAGCGCUGCCUCUGCUUUUGUGCUCACAUCAUGGCUGCUUCAGUCUCCUGCACUGUCUUCUACACCCAGAAACCCUCUCUUCUUACCCCUUCUGUAGUGAAGCCUAAGCUAUAGGCGAUGGGGGAGAAGUUCUUUGUCUCAGAGUGAAAUCAGGGAGCAUUUAGGGCUUGGAUUCUCAGGAAAGAGAGAGACAAAGGCAGGGAGGAGGGGGAGUAUGUCCUCCCAGCUCAGAGGCAAACAGUAAAGGUUAGGGGCUGAUAUCUGAUAACUUGGUUUCCUGUUAGCUCCCUGUGCUGGGGGCCAGACCCAGGGCAGUAUCUAUGGGGACUAAAAAGUCAGCAAAUGCACUUUCUUAUCUUAGAUCCCUAAAUCAAGAUCUUUCAUGUAGUUCCUGGCCCCAUCCGUGACCCUGGAACCUGGAAGGGCCGGUAGCAAUGAAUGGGAUUGGGAACCGGAGUUAUUGGCAUGUGAGUUCAUGGCAAAGUAUGUCCUGACAGCAUAGAUUGAAUUUAAGUAGGGGGUUGAGUCUUCUCACUCCUUCUUUAACUUUCUUCUCUAUUGCCUAGUGUCAGAGGCUUGCUAAAUCUGACCAAUAGUCCAGUUGCCAACAAGAACAUAUUGCUACUUUGACUAGUUAUGCAGGACGUGAGAGGGCCUGUAUUCACUUUUUUGCUAUUUGGGGAAGGAGAACUGUGCUAAAAGCAGGAGCUAAGAUCUCAGGGCUUGAAGACAGGAGCCUUUGAAGAAAGUUUUGUCCAUGCAGAUGGACUGGUAUUUUCAGAUUUCCAGGAAGGAAUAUAAGGUCCCCUGCUACCUCCUGUCAGGCUCUUAGAGGUGUCAUGCUGCUGAAAUGGUGAACAGAGGCAUGGGUGUGGGUGUGUGAGUGUAUGUGUAUGUAUGGGCAUGGGUGUGUGGGGGGUGUCUUGGUUACUUAUUUUGUUCUAGUUUCCUUCUCCUUUCUGUCCCUCCUCCCCCAGACCACACUAAAAGGGCCAGGGUCAAGUAUUUCGUCGGGGGGAAGGCCCAGAUACAGGUUGGGGGUAGGGGAAGAGGAUACAGAGGAUGCAGAUAUAAUUUGCUUUCCUGAUUCUGGCACCUUCUGUUUGGUAUUGGUAGAUUUGUAGGGGGUGGGAUGGGGUUUAACAUGCAUGUGUGUAGAGGUGACCAUACAUGUUAAUUAUAAACUGGCAAUGCAUGGAUGUGGGGCUACUGGAUCUUCUGCCGCUUUUCAGUAUGGAGGCGGCUGGGUCCUCUCUAAGGAAACUUGCCAGCAAAGCACUUUAACUGUUUCCUUUAGAAGACCUGAAGGGUGGGUAUAAGAAUUAAGCCGUGGUCCCUGGGAUCCCACCCCAACCCUAGUUUCUGAGGAAAGGAAAAUUGCUUUCCUUCCAUCCAGUAUCCCUGGGGGAGCGAAGAGUAUCGGUGUUGACAGAGGGGUCUAGUCAUGGUGAGAAUGGGGCCAACCAAGCAGCCCCAUGUUUGGCAGGUUUGCUGAGCUGGCAGGGAGCUGGGGAGUGCCUGUGCUUAGGUGGAAAGGACAAGAGCAAGUCCGGGCUGGCCGUGGGAGUGUCUGGAACAAGGGUGCAAGGCUUUACCCUGUCUCUUUAGGGAGUGAGUGCCUUUCUUCUUGAUCUGGGCUGAUCAUCCUCUGCCUGUCCUUAUACCCUUAGGUGUGUCACAUUAGGUUAGGGUGGAGUUCCUUCGAGGCCAUGUUAGCCGAGGGCUACCAUCCUUCCCAUGGGGAUUUCUCAAAGAAGUUUCCCAGCCAGUUCAGCUGGCCAUCUGCCCCCUUUUCUUAUCCCCUUCUCCAGCUGCUCCUCAGACAUUCCUAGCCAGCUCUUGGCAGGGGCCAGCUGUUUAGCCAGCCAGCCUCAGCAGUGAUUCUUAAGUCUACCCCUGCUGUGUGAUGAAGGGAACACUCCCUUUCCCACUGCCACAGACUGCUAUGGGCACUGAAUUGCUCAUAGAUUAGAAGGGAAAACCAGAGACAUUUGGCAAAAGUUCAGAAAGCCUGAACAGCUCAACUUUUUUGUUGUUUUGGAGUGGGUUUUGGGGGGCGAUGAGGGGUGGUGGUGGUUUCUGGGUCUCUGCAGCCAUAUGGUGGCCACCCCUUCUUCUUGGGGUGGGCUAAGGUUGUUAUGUGCUAGGAUUGGAGGAACUUCUACCACACUUCUUUCAGGCUUUCUCUGGUUUUCAGUCUCUGGGUUUUAUCCCUCUUAUCUUACUCAAUCCUUACAUCCUUAGUGUUCUCUACACCCACAAUCUCUAUUUUAAUUUCCUUCUUAUUGUCAGGAAUGGGUAGGGAGGCUUGAUAUCAGUGUGGCUUUGUUGCCAGUGACUCUCACGCACUUUAAAAUCCUGUGGCUUGUGACCCUUCAUCAGAAUAAAGUGGUAGAAACUA